UGUUCUAUACCCUAGAAGCAUUGCGCUCAUUGUAAGAUGCCGAGGGAUCCGUUGAUUGGGCUGGUUGGAAAGCCAUCCAGCGGAAAAUCGACAACAUUAAAUAGUUUGACAGAUGCCUCUUCCAAAGUCGGAAAUUUCCCUUUCACUACCAUCGAUCCCCAGCGUGCCAUUGGAUACCUCCAGAUAGAAUGCGCCUGUCAGCGAUUCAACGUUUCUGAUAAAUGCAAACCGAACUAUGGAGGAUGCGUGGAGGGACGGCGUUCUGUUCCGAUUGAGCUUCUGGAUGUUGCAGGUCUUGUACCGGGUGCACAUCAAGGACGUGGUUUGGGCAACAAGUUCUUGGAUGAUCUCCGUCAUGCCGAUGCGUUGAUCCACGUUGUGGACGUCAGUGGGACUACUGAUGCGGAAGGAAAAUCUACGCGAGGAUAUGACCCUUCACAAGAUAUCGAAUGGCUGAGGUCGGAGAUUGUGCGCUGGGUGCUGGGAAACCUUCUGCAGAAAUGGGGUUCCAUCAAGAGGAGACAUGUCGCAGUCAAAUCCACGGCCGUGGAAACCUUGCAAGCCCAGUUUUCGGGUUACGGAGGUACCAAUGCGAUUGUUGCUCGCUGCCUCGAUCGGAUGGCGCUGAAGGAACCUCUUGAGGAAUGGUCCGACGAAACCGUGGAGAAAGUUGUUGAAGGCUUCAUUGCAGAGAAAUUCCCGACAGUCUUCGCCUUGAACAAGAUCGAUCAUCCGGAUGCGGACAAGAAUAUUAGCAAGAUCGCCAAGAUGCAAGACCCCCAAUCCAUCGUACUCUGUUCUGCGAUUUCCGAGGUGUUCCUCCGGAGGCUAGCCAAACAGGGCUACAUUAAAUACGUUGAAGGAAGUGAGUUCUUGGAUACGAGAGAGGAUUUGAUAGAAAUGGGCGAGCCUGAUGGAGGCGGCCUCAAAGAGAUGGAUGAGAAGUUGAAAUCGCGCGUUGAAAACCUGAAAGACAUGGUCCUGUAUCGUUUCGGAUCCACGGGAGUUGUCCAAUGUCUCUCACGUGCUGCAGAACUGCUGGGACUUGUGCCGGUAUUCCCAGUCCGCAACAUCCAUACCUUCUCAUCCGGAGCCGGAACAGCUGCUUUCCGUGACUGUGUCCUUGUUGGCAAGAAUACCACUGUGGGCGAUGUUGCUCGCAAGGUGAUGGGCGACGUACCCAUCUCCUACAUCGAAGGAGUCGGUGGCAUCCGUGUCUCAGAAGACGAAAUAGUGGAAGUAGGAAAGCAUGAUGUGCUCUCGUUUAAACCUGGCCGAUAGAUCCUGCUAUUCAAUUUAUGUACAGUCAACGUGAUAAUGAAACAAUACUUGAGAU
Aspergillus sclerotioniger CBS 115572 is the source of this 1336-nucleotide messenger RNA. RefSeq names its product Ygr210 GTPase family protein. Gene Ontology annotation, cellular component: cytoplasm. Bases 37 to 1281 code for a protein of 414 amino acids. Lineage: Eukaryota; Fungi; Ascomycota; Eurotiomycetes; Eurotiales; Aspergillaceae. Gene Ontology annotation, molecular function: ATP hydrolysis activity; GTP binding. The record is from RefSeq and is a predicted model, not a curated record. The transcript has 11 exons.